ACACAGCCUCGGGUUACGACUAACGACCAGUGUAUCAACCACACAAACACCAGCUAGCGACCCCCAAAAAGUCUCAAGCUUAGCUUGCUCGAUCUAUCAUUGUCUCAGCAAGACAGCAACCAGCUGAACCAAGAAAGCAGAACACGUACUGUUGAUUGAUUCAGGCGAAGAGCCAACUUGUUCGAUCCAGUGGCGAUGGGUAAUUUCGUGUGGAUGGUGGCGGCGGCGGCGGCGGCGGUGGCGUCGUGGGCGUUCAUCGCGGUGGUGGUGAAGCUGGUGUGGAGGCCCCGCGCCAUCAGCAGGCGGCUGCGGGCGCAGGCCGUCGGCGGGCCGGGAUACAGGUUCUUCUCCGGCAACCUCGGCGAGAUCAGGCGUCUCCGCGCCGAGGGCGCCGGCGUCGUGCUCGACGUCUCCUCCCAUGACUUCGUCCCCAUCGUGCAGCCGCACUUCCGCAAAUGGGUUUCCCUCUACGGGAAGACGUUCUUGUUCUGGUUCGGGGCACAACCGAACAUAUGCUUGGCGGAUAUAAACAUUGUGAGGCAGGUGUUGUCGGACCGUACGGGGAUGUACCCUAAGGACUUAACUAACCCAUACUUCGCACACCUACUUGGCAAAGGGCUUGUGCUCAUCGAUGGCGACGAGUGGAAACGCCACUACAAGGUGGUCCACCCAGCCUUCGACAUGGACAAGCUCAAGAUGAUGACGGUGACCAUAUCUGACUGCACCGGGUCAAUGAUGUCUGAGUGGGAGUCUGAGUUGGGGAUGAAAGGUGGAAGCGCGGAGAUUGAACUGAGUCAGCGGUUUCAAGAGCUCACUGCUGACGUGAUCUCGCGCACGGCGUUUGGGAGCAGCUAUAGUGAGGGGAAGCAGGUCUUCCUGGCACAAAGGAAACUCCAGUUUCUUGCCUUCUCCAUGUUUCUCACCAUCCAAAUCCCAGGGUUCCGCUACCUUCCAACUAAAAAAAACCUAAAGAUAUGGUCACUAGACAAGAAGGUGAGGAGCAUGCUCAGGAACAUCAUCAAGAUCCGGCUCGCUAACAAGGACACCAUGGGAUAUGGGAACGACUUGCUUGGAUUGAUGUUGGAGACGUGCGCGCCAGAGCAUGACGAAAGCCAGCAGUUGAGCAUGGACGAGAUCAUUGCCGAGUGCAAGACCUUCUUCUUCGGCGGGCAUGACACUACCUCGCACCUGCUCACUUGGACCAUGUUCUUGCUGAGCACACAUCCGGAGUGGAUGAGGAAGAUCAGGAAGGAGGUGACAACUAUGUGCGGUGACGAAGUGCCCACUGGUGACAUGCUCAACAAGAUGAACUUACUCAACAUGUUCCUUCUCGAGACUCUAAGGUUGUACAGCCCUGUCUCACUCAUAUCGAGGAGGACUGGCACCAAUGCCAAAUUCGGUGGCAUCAAGGUGCCUGAGGGCACCAUCCUAAGGAUCCCAAUCGCAACAAUCCAUCGUGACAAGGAAGUGUGGGGUGAGGACGCCGACGAGUUCAAGCCGGCGAGGUUCGAGAAUGGAGUGUCCAAGGCAGCGAAGCACCCCAACGCACUACUCUCCUUCUCUAACGGGCCGAGGUCAUGCAUCGGGCAGAAUUUCGCCAUGAUUGAGGCCAAAGCCGUCAUCACCAUGAUCCUGCAGAGGUUCUCCUUCACGUUGUCCCCUAAGUACGUCCACACGCCAAUUAGUGUGAUCACGCUAAGGCCUAAGUACGGUCUUCCAAUGAUCCUUAGGAGCCUCAAGGUAAAAAGAGAUCUGUAAGAUCCAAGGAAUGUUUUACUUACACUGCUUUUUUAGCACCGCUUUGUUGUACACGAGUUGCUUCCUGAUAAUGUUAUCGUGUAAUGUAUUGAUAUAUAUAUUUCAGUUAUACAAAAUUGGGAUGUAAAUUUCUCUAGUUUGCUUGUUGAUUGGAUAUAAGAAGUUUCUGUAUUUCUAGCAUAUCAA
Messenger RNA from Oryza sativa Japonica Group (Japanese rice), 1944 nucleotides. Its product is annotated as cytochrome P450 709B1. NCBI's taxonomy places the organism in Eukaryota, Viridiplantae, Streptophyta, Magnoliopsida, Poales, Poaceae. Gene Ontology annotation, molecular function: oxidoreductase activity, acting on paired donors, with incorporation or reduction of molecular oxygen; iron ion binding; heme binding. The record is from RefSeq and is a predicted model, not a curated record.